Messenger RNA from Fonsecaea nubica, 507 nucleotides. RefSeq lists its product as hypothetical. The record is from RefSeq and is a predicted model, not a curated record. NCBI's taxonomy places the organism in Eukaryota, Fungi, Ascomycota, Eurotiomycetes, Chaetothyriales, Herpotrichiellaceae. The transcript has a single exon. The coding region runs from base 1 to 507 and encodes 168 amino acids.
AUGCAGAUGCUCCUGCGGAUUCUCUCGUGUACAUUCCUCCUUUUUAUCAUUCAUACGACAGCGUCUCCUUUGUGGUGGGAUGACCGCCCGGAGCCACCGUCCAGCACGACCGGCGACUUCAGCUACCCGAUCCGCCCUCGCGACCCGGCCAACACGUCCGUCAACCCCGAGGCCGUGACGGGGACGACAUGCAUAGACCCGACCGUGAACCUCAACACACACGAUACCAACGUCGCCAUCCUGUCCAUCUGCGGCGGCAUCGCAGGCUCGAUACAAUUUUGUGGGGGCGACCCGUCGACAACUGUGGGGGCCUCGGGAACUUCAAAGUUUACAUUGACAGCCGUAAACGCUGCCGAGGGCGCCACCAUCAACGUCAGCAAGGGGAGAUGGGAAGGCUGCGUAAGAGCGGCGCGGGCGGUGUGUCCGACGGGGACGUUCAGCAGCACGUGUGUGGGCGGGACGAGUGACGGGGAUGGGUUUACCUUUGUGUUGAGUAAGAACAAUUGA